Messenger RNA from Danaus plexippus (monarch butterfly), 2211 nucleotides. It is a transcript of the gene PH4alphaEFB, whose product is annotated as prolyl 4-hydroxylase subunit alpha-1. The coding region runs from base 204 to 1874 and encodes 556 amino acids. The record is from RefSeq and is a predicted model, not a curated record. Gene Ontology annotation, cellular component: endoplasmic reticulum. The transcript is spliced from 12 exons. Gene Ontology annotation, biological process: peptidyl-proline hydroxylation to 4-hydroxy-L-proline. Lineage: Eukaryota; Metazoa; Arthropoda; Insecta; Lepidoptera; Nymphalidae. Gene Ontology annotation, molecular function: procollagen-proline 4-dioxygenase activity; iron ion binding; L-ascorbic acid binding.
GCGUUUUAAUUUGUCCGUUGACCCGAUCUGAGCCGGCGCACGUAGUAUUAUGUGUUCCUCCUACAUAGCCGGAUGGUGACAGCUUUGUAACAAACAAAUUCAGUGCUGCAAAAUUAAUUAACUCGUUUCUUUCAAGUAUAUAUUCAGUGAAACAGAAAAGUUAACAGUAACCAUAAAGUAAUAACCCUCGGAAAUUAGACAAUAUGUAUAGGGUUAAUAUUUUUUGUUUAUUAUCAAUAUUAUUGAGCCUGGUGACAACAUCACAUGGAGAGUUGUUCACUGCGAUAUCGGACGUAGAACCUUUAUUGGAAACUCAUAAGAAGAUCAUCGACGAUUUAGAAGAUUACAUAAAAAAAGAAGAGGACAGGUUGCAGGCGUUGAAAAGACACUUGGUUAUAUACAGACGGGAACAUGAGCAAGCUAUGGAGGAUAUACCCAACUACCUCGGGAAUCCUAUAAACGCGUUCACUUUGAUAAAGAGAUUGACCAUAGACUUGGACGACAUUGAGAAGAGUAUUGAAAUAGGCACUGAAUAUAUUAAAAACAUAACAAUUAUAAAUAAUCACGCGAAUGUCAAAUAUCCAACUUUGGAGGAUUUAACUGGAGCUGCGCAGGCGCUGACAAGAUUGCAACAGACAUACAAACUAGAUGUCAAGGACCUGUCAGAGGGGAGGCUCAAUGGAGUUGUUUACAGCACACCAAUGAGCGCUGGAGACUGCUACGAGCUCGGCAAAGCUCUGUACAAUGAAAAGGAUUAUGACAAUGCGUUGGAUUGGAUGAUGGAGGCGUUGUACAAGUUUGUUGACGAAGACCAACCCUACCCGUUCAGCGAGGCCGAUAUAUUGGAAUACAUAAGCUUCUCCCAUUAUCUUUUAGGCGAUCUUAAAAGCGCGAUAGAAUGGACUAAAAAUCUUUUGCUGAUUGAACCAAAACACAGCAGAGCUGCCGGCAAUCUGCCUCAUUACCAGAAAGCGUUACAGGACAAAGAGUUGCAGGCGAAGAAAAGGCGCAAAGGGGACACUGGCGAACCGGAUAUCGAAUACGAGGCGCAGGUUAAAGAGUCAAGGUCAACGUCCUACAACGCGGAGAGACAAUCAUAUGAAGCGUUAUGCCGCGGGGAGAAGGAAUUACCACCGGAAAUAACUAAAACACUCACAUGCCGUUACAUGACAGAAAACCACCCGUUCCUGAGACUAGCGCCGGUCAGAAUGGAGUACUUGUACAGGAAUCCAGACAUUAUUGUAUUUAACGACGUCCUCAGCGACUAUGAAAUUGAUUAUAUAAAAAGAAUCGCUCAACCGAGGUUCCGUCGCGCGACCGUCCACGACCCAGCGACCGGCGAGUUGGUCCCCGCUCACUAUAGGAUCAGCAAGUCAGCGUGGCUCAAGGACGAGGAGUCAGCGGUGGUCGCGCGUGUGUCACGGCGUGUCGCCGAUAUAACCGGCCUUAGUAUGACCACCGCUGAGGAGUUACAGGUCGUUAACUACGGCAUCGGAGGCCAUUAUGAUCCACACUUUGACUUCGCAAGGAAAGAAGAAAACGCAUUUGAGAAGUUCAAUGGCAACCGCAUAGCUACAGUCCUGUUUUACAUGUCAGACGUGGCUCAAGGCGGGGCGACAGUGUUCACUGAGCUCGGCCUGAGCGUGUUCCCGCGGCGAGGCUCGGCUGUGUUCUGGCUGAAUCUGCAUCCGUCCGGUGAAGGAGACCUCGCCACCCGACACGCCGCCUGCCCCGUACUGAGGGGCUCCAAGUGGGUUUGUAACAAGUGGAUACAUCAAGGCGGCCAAGAAUUAAUAAGACCUUGCAAUCUGGAAUACCAAAAAGAAAGCAUCAUACGACCGAUACCGCAACCAAUCGAAAAGUUCUUCAGAUAAAUAACCAACAGAGCUAACAUUAAUCUAACAGAGUAUAAAAAAUAAUAAUUGUGCUUAAAACGAGCUUCAAAACAUGUAAAUACUUUAAGUUCAAAUCAAUUAUUAACUUACUAUGAAGUGGUGUUAUUAUUAUGCCUAAUCUUCAUAAUGUUAUUGUAACAAUAAUGUUUACAGCACCAAUAAUGCCAUGUUAAAUGUUGCCAUUAUAAAAUGACAGUCAAUUAUUUAUUAAAAUAUAUCAAAAGAGGCUGUCAUAGUAACAAAUUAUUUAUCUAUAAUUGUUUUUUUUAGUUUUAAGUGAAGUUUAUUUUUAUACUUUUAUGUACUUCACUAUUUU